Messenger RNA from Fomitopsis serialis, 816 nucleotides. RefSeq names its product DJ-1. Gene Ontology annotation, biological process: protein deglycation, glyoxal removal; guanine deglycation, glyoxal removal. NCBI's taxonomy places the organism in Eukaryota, Fungi, Basidiomycota, Agaricomycetes, Polyporales, Fomitopsidaceae. The record is from RefSeq and is a predicted model, not a curated record. Gene Ontology annotation, molecular function: protein deglycase activity. The coding region runs from base 102 to 704 and encodes 200 amino acids. Gene Ontology annotation, cellular component: cytosol; nucleus. The transcript is spliced from 7 exons.
CGUACUUACAGUACUCUAUAGAAGGCAUAGUUCACAUUCAUAUCGCUACUGUUGCCCCUUCCCUUUCUUCAACACUCGUAUCACGCUCAAGCUCUCUGAAAAUGCCUUCUGCACUGAUACUCAUUGCUGACGGAACGGAGGAGAUGGAAUUCACCAUCACCUACGACACCCUCGUGCGAGCGGGUGUCUCUUGCACGUCUGCAUUUGUCUCUGCUGCAGAUGCGGCCCCGCAUAACAAGAAGAGCCCGCCGCCGUACGCGAUUGGAUCGCGCGGGAUGAAGAUCCUCACGGACCAGCACUUUACGCCCCACGUAUCUACUCCAGAGGAAUAUGACCUGUUCGUGAUCCCCGGCGGCGCGAAGGGUGCGGAGACGAUCGCGAGCCACCCGCGCGUGCAGUAUUUGGUGCGGGUGUACUUGCAGGAGAAGAAGUUUGUCGGCAUGAUCUGCGCAGGGAGUAUGGCGGCGAAGACGUCUGGUUUGCCGAAGCAACCGCUGACAUCUCACCCGAGUGUGAAAAGCGAACUAGAAAAUGAUUUUGAAUAUUCGGAGGAACCCGUCGUCGUCUCGGGAAAGCUUGUGACUAGCCGGGGACCAGGCACGGCAUUUCCGUUCGCGUUGACCCUCGUAGAGCUCCUUUGCGGCAAGGAGAAGCGAGCAGAGGUGGCGGGCCCCAUGGUCUUCCCACCUGGCACCUUUGCUUGAUGUGCUCGGCUCUCGCAAGCUGUCGACGAAAGAGAUGCGAGCAGAUACAACAACAGUGUACAGUUCAUGAUGUAGCAAUAUGGUAUGUAGCAAUGAAACCAUCCUCGGCGUA